AAGCAGAUCAGAUUUCCAUCAUGGCUUUGAAGGAGGAAUUUGAAGCGCACGCUGAGAAAGCUAAGACAUUGCCCGAGAGUACCACCAAUGAGAACAAGCUGAUUCUUUACGGGCUUUACAAGCAAGCCACCGUUGGCAAUGUCAACACAAGCCGUCCUGGCAUAUUCAACAUGAGAGACAGAGCAAAGUGGGAUGCAUGGAAGGCUGUUGAAGGAAAAUCCACCGAUGAAGCCAUGAACGACUACAUCACCAAGGUGAAACAGUUGCUGGAAGAAGGUGCUGCUUCAGCAUAAGGCUCAUCUAUCUAUGUUGUUAAAUUGUUAUUGGAAUUGGACUAUGUGGCUUGUCUGAUUUUAGUGUAACAGCAGGUGUAUGCUUUUCCUGGCUAGGAAAAAAAUUACUGCUAUAAGUAUCUUUGAACCUUCUAUCAAUAAACCCCUUAAAAU
Molecule: messenger RNA, 446 nt
Organism: Solanum tuberosum (potato)
Lineage: Eukaryota; Viridiplantae; Streptophyta; Magnoliopsida; Solanales; Solanaceae
Product: acyl-CoA-binding protein-like
Biological process (GO): fatty acid metabolic process
Molecular function (GO): fatty-acyl-CoA binding
Source: RefSeq, marked provisional